UGGUCUGUCCAAGGACUCGAACUCCCCGUCCUGAGACCAGUGGUGGUUCGGUGGCAGACGGGACUCCUGCUGCCGGUCCAACCUGGAUCGCGCUUGUGCUAGGUGCUGCGCCUCAUCAGCACCGUCCCUUUCCAUAUCCUCCGCUGUCCUUUCGAAAAUCCUUCUCAAUCGACUCAGACCACACCAGCGGGGUGUUGUCCUACUACACAAGCGAGCAGCGGUCUCACCACACAGACUACGAGCAGAGUCGCCGAGAGAUGAACAACACAACGGACGCCGAGCCGCUGGGCGCCGGCGGCAUCGCCUGGUCCACCUCCAAGGUGAUGCUGUUCGUCUUCCAGCUGCUCAUCAUGUUGGAGACCAUCUUCGGCAACCUGCUGGUGGUGAUGUCGGUCAAGGUGGAGAAGAAGCUGCAGACGCCCUUCAACUACUACAUCGUCAACCUGGCCAUCACCGACAUGAACGUGGGCAUGUCGGUGAUGUCACUGUUCGCCAUCUACAACCUGUUCGGCUACUUCCCGUUCAACAACUUCAUCUGCGGCUACUGGGUGUGGAGCGACUACACCAUGACCUUCGAGUCGGUGUUCACCCUGAUGACUAUUAGUAUCGAUCGCUUCUGGUCGGUGACGUGGUCCACCCACUACCGAAACACGUACAGCCCGAAAAAGUGUCUGGCGCUGCUGUGCGUCACCUGGUGUGUGGUGAAUGCCAUCUGGCUGCCGGCCUUCAUCUACGACCGAGUGGCCAACGACUACGCUCCAGGGGACUGCUACUGGGACCCGCUGAGGAACCGAUAUCUGGUGAUCUAUGUCGGCUUCCUCGGAUACUACAUGCCGUUUCUGACGAUGAUUGGAGCAUACAGUCGCAUUCUGUACGUGAUGAGAAAACGAGCACGGAAAAUCCGAGACAGCAAAAAGGUGCAAGUCGCAACGGUGGAUGGCGAGGUUGACGAGAAGAAGGCAGUGGUAGUGGCGGACGACAAGGAGGAGCAGCGGAGGAAACGCGAGCAGAAGGCCGUCAUGACCCUGCUCUCUAUUAUUGGCGUGUUCGCCGUCUGCUGGGUGCCCUUCUACCUACUGUUUGUGAUCAGCGCUUGGUACCCGGACUUCUUCCCGGGCUGGUUCGUCGAGUUCUCCUACUGGAUGGCCUACAUCAACUCGGCCGUCAACCCCAUCCUCUACGGCAUCAGUAGCGCUGAGUUCCGGGCGGCCUACAUCAAAAUAUUCUACAUCAUCACCUGUCGCGAACCGCCCUCUAGCUGAGCUGAUAAAGCUGAGAGCUAACUUUUGCUAUACGGGAAACAUAUCGGAGCUAAUCUGAGGUCGGCCGAGGGUAAAAAUGUAAAAUGUCCGAUGGGAUGAAAAUCAGAGUCAUGAAACCACUGCAGCCAUUGCUUGUAGAACUAAGCAAUACAAACCAAUAGCUGAUCUGAACUCAGGUGAUAUUGCUGCAUUGCGAGCGAAUGCAAGCUAAUUGAUGGGCUUUGAAGCAAGUUGACUAUUGAAGGAGCUCACUCAGGCUUAACAGGGAGCUGCGGUUAGCCGAACAAUCUAGAAAGCAUGACUGAAAGCUUCAUAUAGACUAAGACUGCUUAGUGUUUAUAGAGACAGAGCUCACUUAUAUGGAAGAUGCCAUAGCGCUCGAGGAUUAUUUUAGACUACAUUCAAAAAACAAUAAUUUAUAGCAUGCCUAUGAUCCGCUUUGGAGUGCAAUGCUUAAAAUAUCAGGACAAAUUAAUUAAACU
Messenger RNA from Amphibalanus amphitrite, 1744 nucleotides. RefSeq names its product muscarinic acetylcholine receptor M2-like. Lineage: Eukaryota; Metazoa; Arthropoda; Thecostraca; Balanomorpha; Balanidae. The transcript has 5 exons. Gene Ontology annotation, biological process: G protein-coupled receptor signaling pathway, coupled to cyclic nucleotide second messenger; chemical synaptic transmission. Gene Ontology annotation, cellular component: membrane; dendrite. Bases 258 to 1262 code for a protein of 334 amino acids. The record is from RefSeq and is a predicted model, not a curated record. Gene Ontology annotation, molecular function: neurotransmitter receptor activity; G protein-coupled serotonin receptor activity.